AUGGAUCAAAUACGACACAAAUAUCUGCAAUUGUUGUAUUCAAAGUAUUCUCGGUUCUUUGGAAUAAUGGCCAAUUUGGACGAUGCAAAGGUUCAGAAACGAUUAAGAUUACAAUUACUAGAAUGGCUUGGUGUUCUGGCUAUUUAUGGCUUCAAUAGCUCAUCAUAUGACAUUAACAUCAUCAAGAAAUACCCUCCACAAGUCUUGAAACACUCUAAAAACCAUGGAAAUGUAUCCAAAUGCGAAAAGCCUUGGAUUAAUUCAAUUCAAGGAGAAUUAGGUUGUAAUAUUGAACAAAGCGAAAAGAUUGAACGAUACAAUUGUCACAAAUCAGAAGAUAUCAAUCCUUUAACUGGAGAUACGAUGAACAUAUUGUAUGAAAAGACAUCAAACAAGGAAACAGCUCUCAAACAAAUGGGAUAUACCACAAGAUCAAUUUGGGGUUGUGAGUUUCAUUCACCUGAAAACGGUCAAGUGGAUGACAUUAUCAAAUGUAACAAAUACCGAAUGAUAUCAAAUGGAUCGUUUGCUUUUAACGACAUUCUUGCUUUUCAACCACCAAAUACUUUAUUUGACAAGUUCUUGAAAAUGUUUGACGCACAAUCACAAAAGGGAAUAUUUCCACAUAAAUUCUUAAAACACUCACAUAUUCCAUCCAAAAAGUGGUUUUACAACAAUCUAAAGGGAGAAUCAGUUUCAUCAAACGAUUACAAUGAAAUGGUAUUCACUCACACCAACCUGUAUGAUUUGCUGAACGACUACAACAAUUUGGAUGCGAAGCCAGGCGUAGAAGCGACAAAGAAGCUGGGUAAUUUCUUUCAGUCGUUGAAUCUUGAUAUCCACAAAGACGGCAUCUUUGUUCCUAGACUCACUCUGAAAUAUCUCUGGCACACAAAAAGCAAAGACUGCGAGUUUCAGUUAUUCAAAGGAAAUGAAGAAUUGUACCACAAAUAUAGAGAUAAUCUGGUUGGUGGACCAAGUAUCGUAUUUCAUCAUUAUCAAGAAAAAGACGACCAGAAUUAG
Molecule: messenger RNA, 1023 nt
Organism: Batrachochytrium dendrobatidis JAM81
Lineage: Eukaryota; Fungi; Chytridiomycota; Chytridiomycetes; Rhizophydiales
Exons: 3
Coding region: 1-1023 (340 amino acids)
Source: RefSeq, a predicted model, not a curated record